AUGGUAUUUUUAAUGAGGAUUAUAAAACUCAUUUAGAAACUUUUAUUACCUUUUUUUGACAGAUGCAGAAGAUUCUCUGAGAGAAUUUUAAAUUUGGUUUAAACUUAACCGACCCUAAUUUUAGAAUUUACACGCGAGGAAUAGGCGAUGGAUAAAGUAAGCAUUUAUUAUCAAAAAAAUUAGAAAUUCGAUAUGGUAAAUGAUAAAUUGUUGCAGAUAAUGACAAUAUUAAUGUUAAAGUAAUUAAUUUGUUAGAAGUUUCAAUGACAUAAUAAUUAGAGGGAUUUAAAUAAUAUGUACCAUAAAUUAAUAUUUCACCAAUAAUACCUGAUCCAGAAUGAAUAAGGUCUCUUAAAAAUUUAGGAUUAGUUUGAAAAAUUAUUCUAUCUCCCAUCCAAAGAAAUGCCUUUAAUUUAAGAUCAAAUGUUUCGACCUUUAGAAAAAUUAUAAAUAUCAUACCCAUACAAAAUGAAAACAAAUGAGUCAAAAUAAUAAGGUUAUUUUUGA
Messenger RNA from Paramecium octaurelia, 507 nucleotides. NCBI's taxonomy places the organism in Eukaryota, Ciliophora, Oligohymenophorea, Peniculida, Parameciidae. The record is from the annotation of a GenBank genome assembly.